AUGUGUAGUGGAUGCAAGUUUUCGGCAGAAGAAGAGAGAUUGGUGAUAGAAAUGCAGACACAGUUUGGGAACAAAUGGGCCAAAAUUGCAACGUAUUUGCCGGGAAGAACGGACAAUGAUGUGAAAAACUUUUGGAGCAGUCGGAGAAAAAGGUUGGAGAGGAUGUUGCAGAAGCCACCAACGUUAAAGUUGCAGAAAAGCAAGGGAAAAACUCCUCUUACUCAAGUGCUAGCGGAUAAGGCUCCUCCAUGCAGUUCAAACCAGGUGGAGGAAAACCUUUGUUACACUACUUCCUACAUGGGAAACACCGAGGUGUUCGAGAUGAUCAACCUUCAAGAUUUGGUAAAGCCAAACUAUCAGAUGGAAAAUGAUUACUUGAGUGCAGUUGAGGUUGAGGCCAACCCACUUCACACAGUACCAUCGUUUGAGUCUUCAUCAGGGAACAACUUCCCUGUGCUCCCUGAGCCACUAAUCGACUUUCCACUCUUCCCAGAAUGCCAGGACCUUGUUCCAGAGACCUUUGAUCCAAAUUUUAUUGAUGGGUUCGACGAGAAGAAAUAUUCAGAAUUUGUAUUCAGCCAGAAGCUUGGGACCGGGUUGCCAACUCUUGGAUUGGAGGAAAAUUACCAAAUUACAACUUCAAACGUCUUAUUCAAGGACUUCCCAAGUGAGAUUUUUGAAUACUUUGAGCAGAUUCCAACCUCAACAAAGCAAUGA
Molecule: messenger RNA, 717 nt
Organism: Vigna radiata var. radiata (mung bean)
Lineage: Eukaryota; Viridiplantae; Streptophyta; Magnoliopsida; Fabales; Fabaceae
Product: probable transcription factor MYB58
Exons: 2
Coding region: 1-717 (238 amino acids)
Source: RefSeq, a predicted model, not a curated record